UCUGAAACUAUUCGAGAUAUACCGAGAUGAGGGAUAUAUCGAGAUAUAAGAGACGAGAGUAAAGAUAGGUGUAUAAAGGCGAAUAAAAACUUGAGAAACGAGGAAACCGCAGAUUACACGUGAUACAUGACUUGUAAUUAAUAUUAAUAAUUGUAAUACGUGAUACAUUACAUGUAAUGCGUGCAGUGCGAAUAUGUAUGUAUGUUAUGCAGUGCGCAUGCCACAAAGAAUAUACUCGCGACGUAGCGUAUAAUAUGUACAGGAUGUAUACUGUGUAGAAUAUACAGUCAGGGUAUAGAAGACGGGUUGGAGGGUUCUCGUAGAAAGCCAGUCCAAGUGGUACGUGGCCUCACGGCAUUCGUCCGUUGCUGCUUCACAUGUUACAAGGGGGUAUUAUAGCUAUAAUAAAAGAAACAUAGGUGAAGCGAACCGCACUUCAGAAGUAUACAUUGGUAGCUUUGAGAAGUAGGAUGACAAUUAUGAUAAAUGGUUGCGUGACGGAUAACACAAAAUUCGUGCAAGUCCAGUGCCAUUCAAACCGUACGAAUCUGCAUGCUCAGGCCAAAAGUCCGGGACGCGUUAAAUAAUCAAGCCUGACAUUUUGACCUACGUUUGUGUCACUGUCCUGAGAAAGAUGGCUUUGGACCAGCGUUUUUUAUGUUUUGUAAUCGUAACGGUAUAUUGCACUACGUCAGCAGGGUCCUACCUAGAGUAGGUAUAGGAUUAGAGCCUUUUUUCUUUGAAAACAAGCUUCCUUUCUGCUGUGCUAUGUUACGGCUUGAAGAAUUUAUUACUCGAAAGUAGGACCCUGGUCCGUGCACUUCGAAUAGUUUUACGGUACUUUACAAGUGUACACUGUGAAAUGUUCUAUUCUCUUUCAACUGAAUUCCACAGAAAGAUACCCUUUUUUUAUAGUAAAAUGAUCAUAUGAGAAAGCUAACGAAAAUAAAGGACUGAACAAUUCGCACGUAACUGGAUGCUCUGAUCGUCGAGCCGCCAAUUGUUUACAGAGCCUUAAAAUAAUAUCUAACGUCUCGAAUAAUAGUGUUACUGUUCUCGAGCGAUGACGCAGCGAUGAUAAAUCGAAGGGCUGUAUACUGCAGCAGCCAGUCGGCUGACGCUAUCUAAGCGCUACCCUCUCUCGGCAGCGGGGCUGAAACUAUCGUGUCUACGAACAAAAAGUCUGUCAAAAUUAUAAGACUUCCACACCAAGGUAAAUGUGACCACAGAUUCGUCAAUGCAACUCGAUAAGUGCAACGCAGAGAUUGGCUUGCGUAAUCGCGCAUCGUCAUAAAUUAUGAAUUCGUUAUCAUAUCUAUAACGCAGCAGUGAGUUGAGCAGCAUUGCCCAUUUAUGCGUUUUACGUUGUUGUGCGAUACGCGGGUUACGUGCCUCCGCCGAUCUCAACGUCAGAGCCGGCAUUUACAUUCAGUUGAUACAUUCGCUAUAGAAUAUUGAUAUUAAGAACGAAGUCGUGCAAGCACGUUCUUGCUUUAUCUAUCUCGACCUUUGACCACCACGUGGCGCGCUGUUCGCGAACGCGCCAACACUCGCGUGUCAAGCGUUGCGCUUCUCGCAUCGGUUUUCUUCCGCGUGCUCGAAUUUUCUACUUUUUCAACAAAUAACAAUGCCUUUCAAUGCGUCUGUGUACUCUGCAAUAAUCUUUCUUAGUAUAGAUAGGUUUUCUUAUGUUUUUGUGAAGCAUCUUCGAAAAGAAAGUGUAGGACGCUUCUACAUUGGAUUCGCUUGUGCAUAAAACGCCUUGUCUUCUCAGUGAAGUAAAAAUGAAAAAGUGUAAGACCGACGCAAAAGGGAUUGGUGCUAAGAGUGUGCAGUAAGGGUGCGCUGUGAGCAAACAUAUCGUCAGAGCAAAACGUGUCGCGUCCAGUCUUACUACUAGUCGAACGCGUCACGUCUCGUGCAUGAAGGAUAAAUCGCCAAUCAAUCAAUCGUCAAGCAUCGUCUUCUCUUUUUGAGAGUGUGCACUGGAUAUAUCGUUCUUUUUUCUAACGUGACACGAUUCGCGUUCGUAUUGUUUAAAUUGCUAGUGAUGGAUCUAAACGAAGACAACGAUAAGACAGUAAAUGUGUUAGCAACGACAGCGUGUAUUCCUAAAAAAGAAAUUUGUUCCGGUGAAUUUAUCGAGUAUUAACUGUUGAGCGCGAGGAUAAAAAGAUCGGAUGUAGGAGAGGCUGCGUGGAAUGUGUGCGGUAGAUACCGAUAAACGGAAGAGGCCUAUACCUACCGAAGAUGAACGACGUCAGUCCGAACGAUCGAAAUUUGCGCGUGGCCCAAAGUGUUAAGAUACGAAGCAGACAGAAGAACUCAAGAGGAAAAGAUAAAGGAAGAACGACGAAAUCGCAGGACCCAACCUGGACACCUCCGUACUAUCUUUUGCGAAAGUGGCAGGAAUCGAUGGCUGAGUAUUCUGGGACAGUAGCUUCCAAAGAAACUUCACACAAGGCAUGCAAGGAGAAAGACACGCAGAGCCGAAACGAUAGAAAGUCCGUCUUAAAAUACACAGAACAACAGGCGAUGUCACGUGUUUUCACAAGGAUCCUUUCUCCUGCCGUUAUCAUAACGCGAGAUAAACUACCCAAGAGCGAAUCCAGCAAUUCCAGAACUGCAAGACAGUUUUUUGUCUGCAAAGCUAAGACCGGCGCUUUGAUGAAAGGGGCUGCCUCUGAGGAGACUAUCUCGAGACGCAGGGAUGUCAAAGAUAUUGAGAGAAUCGAGUCUGAAGGAAGAUUCCUUAAAGAAAGGAUGUCAGCGAAAGACGAAGUAAAUGAAAGCAGUAUACAGAGAGAUGUGGUUCGAUACGAAGGAGCGAGAAAGCAUAAGAGAGAUGAGGAGAAGAAGAGAAAGACGACUGUCGCCAUUGGAGGAUCCGAAUGUGCAAACAGCACUUUCGCAAAAGAUAUUUUCCGUAUCGACUCUGCCGCUUCGAUUAGUGCAACAUCCGAUAAUCCUGUUCAGGAUGAGGCGGUGCCUUUUAGAUCGUACGAUAAAAAGGACGCCGAGUGCGACGAUGAUACAUUGAAAGUCGAGGACGCCCGUGACUGCGCCAAAGUGCGGACUUCCUUCGAUUUGAGCAAAGUUCAUGAAAAGUCUGUAGAAGAAAUCGUUGCGGCGGAUGUUCAUUCAGAUAUUACCUGCUCCCUUCCAGGCAAAACAUCCGAGCAGCUCCUCGCACCUGUUGAACAAGAUCUUCCCUCUUUUGGCGUCGCGCAGGCCCCUCACUUUGCAAAUCGAUCAGGUUUGCCCAUUAGCAUCGACAUUAAGCAUUUCAUUGCAAACAAAGAAUCGUCAAGUUGCAUGCCAGAGUUUGACAGGUUUUUCGAAGAAUUGGAACUGACGGAAUCUUGUAAAAGAAUUCCUAAGAAUAAGAUUCAUCCGAAGAACGUAGUCGCGUCUACGAAACGCAGUGUUAAAACUGAAGACUGGAAAGUGCUAGCGACCCUCGUGGAAUCUCCGAAGUCGAUUGUUCGUACGGUAGGAUCGGACGAAGGUAGGGUCGGACGGAUCAGUCACGAGGACAUUCGUGGCCCGUUAAAUCGCAAAUUUCAAGUUGGCAAGAACGAAGAAGACAUUGUCACAAGUUCGCAGAAAGGUCUGCCCAGUACUUCUCCAAGAGAGAAGGAGGUUUCAUGUAAGCAGGUUUCCAAGAGAAACAUUUCAGAUCCUUCGACCUUUGAGCCAAAUCAUUAAUGAUCUGUUCGACUUGGAACAUUAGUCUUGUGCGUCUCCCUAUCCCCGAUGUAGUUGUACUUUUUCUGUUACAGGAUUAUUUCCCUAUGAGUCUCUCAAGAUGA
Cephus cinctus (wheat stem sawfly) is the source of this 3812-nucleotide messenger RNA. RefSeq lists its product as uncharacterized. NCBI's taxonomy places the organism in Eukaryota, Metazoa, Arthropoda, Insecta, Hymenoptera, Cephidae. The record is from RefSeq and is a predicted model, not a curated record. The coding region runs from base 2251 to 3708 and encodes 485 amino acids. The transcript is spliced from 3 exons.